AUGUCUCUCCAACUGCAGAAGCGCCUGGCGGCGUCCAUCCUCAAAUGCGGUCGCCGCCGCAUUUGGAUGGACCCGAACGAAGCGAGCGACAUCUCCAUGGCCAACUCUCGCUUCAGCAUCCGCAAGCUGGUGAAGGACAACCUGAUUAUCCGCAAGGCUGUCGCCGUCCACUCGCGCUACCGCGUGCGCCUGUACCACGAGGCCAAGAGAGCUGGGAGGCACAUGGGCAAGGGAAAGAGAAAGGGAACUCGGGAGGCGAGACUUCCCGCCAAGGUUCUCUGGAUGAGACGCCAGCGUGUCCUCAGAAGACUCCUCAAGAAGUACAGGGACAACAAAAAGAUCGACAAGCACAUGUACCACAGCAUGUACAUGCGUUGCAAGGGUAACCAGUUCAAGAACAAGCGUGUCCUCAUCGAGGCCAUCCACAACGAGAAGAACCUGAAACUCAAGGAGAAGGCGCUCCAGGAGCAGCUGGAGGCCCGCAAGUCGAAGGCUGCGGCGCAGAAGGAGAAGAGAAGGCUGAAGGAGUUGAAGAAGGAUGCCGAAGCUAUGUCUGCGUAA
Molecule: messenger RNA, 561 nt
Organism: Neospora caninum
Lineage: Eukaryota; Apicomplexa; Conoidasida; Eucoccidiorida; Sarcocystidae
Product: lsu ribosomal protein L19E, related
Exons: 4
Coding region: 1-561 (186 amino acids)
Biological process (GO): translation
Cellular component (GO): ribosome; cytosolic large ribosomal subunit
Molecular function (GO): RNA binding; structural constituent of ribosome
Source: RefSeq, a predicted model, not a curated record